AUGGAGCAAGAUAUCAAAAUGGAGACCCUUACGCCUGAGGAAGAAAGUACAUACGAUAUUAUUUCUUUAGAUACAAGGCCAACAGGGGAGGCUGUUAAUCAACCUGAGAAUAACGCGAAAAAUGAAGAAGUUACAGAAACUGAGAUUGACAUCACUAUCCAGCCCACACCAGAAAAGGAUGGGACGAGGGCGUGGUUGGUGUGCUUUGGCGGCUUUUUGAUACAAGUUCUAAUUGUUGGUUUCCUUCACGUAUAUGGCAUUUUCUUUGUCAAGUUCCUAGAAGAGUUCAAAUCUUCUAAGGCGACCACAGCUUGGGUUGGAGCUCUAGCAUACGGCGUAGCCAUGGCCCUCGGUCCGCUGUCCAGCGCAGUCAUCAACCGCUAUGGCAACAGGAUAAGUGCAAUGAUAGGGAGUAUCAUCUGUUCCAUCGCUCUUCUGAUCUCGUCAUUCAUGCCCGACGUCACCUGGCUCUUCGUCACCCUUUCGUUCCUCUACGGAUGCGGGUGUUGUUUCGCCUACACCCCAACUAUGUGCAUCUCUGGCGACUACUUUGAGAAAUACGUCGCACUGGCCACGGGGAUCAUGACGGCGGGGAGCAGCGUAGGGACCCUCAUUCUGUCACCAUUUACCCAACUUCUGGUAGAUAGUAUCGGCUGGAGGGGCGCCUUUAGGGUGUUUUCGGGGGUCGUGUUAAUUCCACUGUGGAGCUCCUAUCUCUUCAAACCAUUGGAAGGCUCUCACAAGACCCCCAGUCAGCGGAUCAAGACUUCAUUGGCACGCCGGGUGAUCGCCGACUUGGCCCUGUGGAAGAACAGAGUAUUCAUUGUGUGGAUUGCGGGGAUUUUUCUUGUCAUGUUUGGAUACUAUAUUCCAUACGUCCAUUUGGUCUCCUAUGCAAUGGAUGUCGGGAUCCCACCAACACAGGCCUCACUUCUUAUGAUGGUGAUGGGUGGCGCUACGGCAACGGGGCGAGUUCUCUUCGGCAAGAUUGUAGAAUAUGGCUUCCUGAACCGCCUCCAUAUGCAUCAAUUAUCUAUGGUCGUCACGGGCACGGGGUGCAUGCUUCUCCCCCUUAUUCGGUCCUUCUCAGGGCUGGUUGCCUACGUCAUCUUUAUCGGCCUAGUCGACGGAUGUUAUGUGGUGUUACUGCCAACCUUGACGGCUAGUUUUGUAGGACAAGACCGAGCCGUUGUGGCUUGGGGAUUUCUGGUCGGUGUAACGUCUGUAACUUACACGCUGGGACCACCAAUCGCAGGACUAAUAUACGACAGCACCGGGUCUUAUAACCUGGCCUUCCACUUGGCGGGAAUUCCUCUCAUCCUCGGAGCCCUCAUUUUAUUCCUCGUCCCCUGGGCACAGCGGACUGCCAAGACAACCAACGUGAUGGUUGCCGCCAGGAAAACAUACGAACAGUUCCCAGAAUCCGAGACAGACAGAGCAGACGACAAUUGGUUGACCAAGGAGGAGGAGGAGGAUACAGGGGAUUUCUUGGUCUUUGAAAAUUUUGAUGACAAAAAUGAACACCGAGAGGAAGGAAUCGAUAUCCCGACCAAGAAUUCCGCAAGCAGGGAUACUCUUGUUCCCAGCAGCGUCAGCAAAGCCAUUGACAUCCUGAGGAAAACAUCCCGCACUUUGUUCAGAACCAACUCAGAUCCGGAGAGACAAUCACUGGUUUCUGGGCUUCAGGAAUGCGAGCUGGAGGCUAUCCGUGUUCUAUUCGAACCAUCAUCGCAGGACGACGCCCAGCAAGAUGACAGAAUCGAAAUAGAAAAUAUCGACUUCUCUCAAGCCCGGCAGCACCAAAAAGUCCACGCUGCCAGUUUGAGCCCCCAGAUGCUGUAUCACCGCAAUCUCACCCCCGUGCCUGAAGAGGGCGCAGCUGGGCGGCGACAAACCGCGCUAUCGGGCACCGCGCUGGGACCACGCCCCUCGGAGGAUUCCCACGACAAAAACAGCCUGCAGUUUGCACUGGAUGACAACAUUUCUCAGAGCAGCCACUCCCCCAUGGCAAGCCCACGCUGAAUUGUCACUAAUCCGCCUUGAAGGACUUUUGAAAUCACACGCAGAGAAUGUCCAUUUUGUUAUUAAGUGAAAGCAUCUAUUUUAAUCGUUUCGACUAUGUGGUUAAUUUGAUUCUAUUGCAGAUGUUAGAGAAGAGUCGCUAUAAACAACCGCACAGUGGUCUUUUUACAAAAUAUAUUCUAAAUUGUUGAAACGAAAUACAAAAUACGCACUAGAAAGAUGAUCAAUCAAAAAAACCUGAAUUGAAUAAAUCCGUACAUGAAUAA
Messenger RNA from Lingula anatina, 2288 nucleotides. RefSeq names its product monocarboxylate transporter 10. Gene Ontology annotation, biological process: transmembrane transport. The record is from RefSeq and is a predicted model, not a curated record. NCBI's taxonomy places the organism in Eukaryota, Metazoa, Brachiopoda, Lingulata, Lingulida, Lingulidae. Gene Ontology annotation, molecular function: monocarboxylic acid transmembrane transporter activity.